Molecule: messenger RNA, 672 nt
Organism: Morus notabilis
Lineage: Eukaryota; Viridiplantae; Streptophyta; Magnoliopsida; Rosales; Moraceae
Exons: 2
Coding region: 1-672 (223 amino acids)
Source: RefSeq, a predicted model, not a curated record
AUGGCAGUGUGGAGAUCUAAGAAUUCUCUUGUCACGGCUUGGUUGAUUAAUUUGAUGGAACCAACCAUUGGGAAGCCACAUAUGUUUCUUCCAACAGCCAAGGACGUUUGGGAAGCUGAGUUAGACCUAUGCUAUGAAGACGAUUGGGAGUGCCCAAAUGACAGCAUCCGGCACAAGAAAAGGGAAGAGAGUGACCGUGUUUAUGUCUUUCUUGCAGGGCUAAAUCAAGAUUUAGAUGAGGUUAGAGGCAGGAUUUUGGGGAGAAAGCCGCUGCCAUCCAUUCGGGAAGUUUUCUCUAAAGUUAGAAGAGAAGAAAAAAGGCGGCAAGUGAUGAUUGGAAAAAAAGAAUCGGACGCAGAAAGUUCUACACUUAUGUCCAAAGGGGCCAGGGCUGAAGGAGAGGACAAGAAUAGCAAAAUGAAGCCUUGGUGUGAUCAUUGUAAACGACCAUGGCAUACUCGGGACGCAUGUUGGAAAAUCCAUGGCAAACCAAGCAAUUGGAAGAAGAAAACACCUGUAGAUAACCGUGCCUCUCAAGCCAAUGUUUCUGAAUCAAGGCCCGAAGCUACCUCUGGAAUGCCGUCGUUCACAAAUGAACAGAUAGAGCAAAUCUGUAAACUUCUCCAGUCUCAAAAUCUCAAUGAUUCAAAUCCUUCUUGUUCUCUGGUUUAG